AAAAAUUUCUUUCCAAAGAUCUCGUAAACCUUAAAAACAUCAAGAAAUCUUGUUCUUCUUUCUCUCUUGAAAGAAAGAUGAUGAGCCGUGGUGCAACAAGGGUUGCCCGGUCGGUGAUCGGCCACAUGGGGCCGCGUUAUUUUUCCGGUGCAGCCAUGGGUCCGCACGACACCAGCUUGGGGAAACUUUUUGCAUGUGGAGCCACGGGUUUCUUGCAUGGCAAUCCAGCUAAGCCGUCGGAGAACGUGAUGGUGGCGUGGUUUGGGUAUGGAGGAAUUGGUUCACGCCAGGCGAGCACGUUGGCUUUGGGUGAUAAGAAGGUGGAGGAUGAGGAGGAGGUGAAGGCGGUGAAAAGUGGUGCAGCUGGUGGUGCCACGGCCGCGGCGGGUGACGGUGGAAAUGGGAAUAAGGAGGUUGUGAGUUAUUGGGGUGUUGAGCCGCCUAAAGUUACCAAAGAAGAUGGUUCUGAGUGGAGCUGGAAUUGCUUUAGGCCCUGGGAGACCUACAAGGCAGACCUGACAAUAGAUCUGGAGAAAAAACAUGUGCCAGUGACAUUCUUGGACAAGUUUGCACUUUGGACCGUCAAGACCCUUAGGUGGCCCACCGAUUUAUUCUUUCAGAGGAGGUAUGGAUGUCGAGCAAUGAUGUUGGAAACUGUGGCAGCAGUCCCCGGCAUGGUUGGAGGGAUGCUGCUUCACUGCAAGUCAUUGAGGCGAUUUGAACAUAGUGGAGGCUGGAUCAAGGCUUUACUUGAAGAAGCCGAGAAUGAAAGGAUGCACCUCAUGACCUUCAUGGAGGUUUCAAAACCAAGAUGGUACGAACGUGCACUCGUUUUCACGGUCCAGGGAGUUUUCUUCAACGCAUACUUUUUAACAUACAUUCUCUCACCCAAAUUGGCUCAUCGCAUCGUGGGGUACUUGGAAGAGGAAGCAAUUCAUUCCUAUACUGAAUUCCUCAAGGAAUUGGAUAAGGGCACCAUUGAAAAUGUUCCUGCUCCUGCUAUUGCUAUUGAUUACUGGCGCAUGCCUCCUGAUUCGACUUUGCGCGAUGUUGUUAUGGUUGUCAGGGCUGAUGAGGCUCAUCACCGCGAUGUUAACCACUUUGCAUCGGACAUUCAUUAUCAAGGACAUGAACUGAAGAAGGCUCCAGCACCACUUGGUUAUCACUGAAGGAAGAGCAGGGUGAUGCCCUGCUUACAAUUUCAAAAUGUUUGGAAAACUACAGAGGCUCAGUAUGUUUCCAAACAAUUAACAUCAAUUUCUGCUGCUUCCGCCGAUAAUUGUAUCUGGUAAGAGAACUGGAAGGAAGCUUGCUUGCAAUAUAUGUCACUUUUCAAGGCACAGAAGAUUUGCAAAAUUGGCAGACUUUUUCCACAAGGAAGAUUCUUGAAUGUGAGGUUGUUUGACCAAUUUGUGCACAAAUUUAGGAAGAAAACUUGAUCCGUUAUAUGGAAUUUCAAUAGGAUUAUCAUAAAAAAAAAUGUUGCAAAGAACUUUUCAAGCUUCCUGAUAAGUUCUGAGGGGAGACAAAGUUGACGACUGGACAGAAUAGUUCUGUCUAACAUCUAUCAGAUGUCUCGUUUCUA
Molecule: messenger RNA, 1585 nt
Organism: Coffea eugenioides
Lineage: Eukaryota; Viridiplantae; Streptophyta; Magnoliopsida; Gentianales; Rubiaceae
Product: ubiquinol oxidase 2, mitochondrial-like
Exons: 5
Coding region: 78-1169 (363 amino acids)
Biological process (GO): alternative respiration
Cellular component (GO): mitochondrion
Molecular function (GO): alternative oxidase activity
Source: RefSeq, a predicted model, not a curated record